Geodia barretti is the source of this 387-nucleotide messenger RNA. The record is from the annotation of a GenBank genome assembly. NCBI's taxonomy places the organism in Eukaryota, Metazoa, Porifera, Demospongiae, Tetractinellida, Geodiidae.
AUGGUUAUGGAUCGCCUGCCUUCCGGCCUGGUUCUGAGCGGCGGGUCGCUCAUCUUCACCGAGGAUACGAUGCCGGAUUCCCUCCGGCGAGAGCACGCGCUGCCCGCUCAACAUUGGGCUGUGCUGCACGCCUUCGAGGGGAGCAUCGCCUUCGUGGACCUUCAGGCUGGCGCCGAACGAAUUAUCUCCGCGCCGGAUCACAUCAUCAUCCAUCCGGAAGUCCCUCACUUACUGAAAGAAGAAAGCUCCCUGCGCUGUCGGAUUGACUUCUUCCGGGAACCGGACCCUGACCUCCACAUGAGAACGCCCGGAGCUUUCGCGGAGGAGGCUGUGCGCGAUAGACUGGAGCGCUGCGAAGCCAACGGGAACUUUGCGGAGGUCUUCUAA